AUGUCGGAUCCAAGGAGUUUUCUCUUAGAAAGACUUUGUUUUGCCCUUUGUCUUUUGGCGUUGACAAACGCAGCAUCAUACAGUUGCCCAUGCGGUGUUACGUACAGUCGAACGUCUUAUGACUGCGGAUUUUGGGGCAUGAGUCGUUGCACAAGGCAAGUUUCGGCCACUAAGAUGUGUCAGUGUGUUGAUGGUGGCUGGACUGAUUACACAGCGUGGACGAUGACGUCACAAUGCAGUGUGACCUGUGGCGGAGGUUAUCGCACCGUGUCGAGGUCACGAACAUGCACUAACCCAUCACCAGCGAAUGGUGGAAAAACCUGUGUUGGCAGCACAUCCGAGUCCAAGACGGAAGCAUGUAACACACAUCAAUGCCCUGUUGACGGAGGUUGGACUGAUUUUGGGCAGUGGGUGGCAUCCCAGUGUUCCGUUUCCUGUGGUGAAGGAGUACGGUCACUGUCCAGAUCCAGAGCAUGUACGAACCCUUCGCCGCAGUAUAACGGGAAGGAAUGUGUAGGCAUCAACACGGAACACAAGACGGAAACCUGCAACACUAGUCCUUGUCCAAUUGACGGAGCGUGGGCUGAUUUCGGAGAUUGGGUGCCAACACUCUGUUCCGUUUCCUGUGGUGGAGGGGAGCGGUCAUUAUCCAGAUCUAGAACAUGUACAAAUCCUUCGCCGCAAUACAACGGAAAGAACUGUGAAGGGGACAACACAGAGUACAAGACGGAAACCUGUAACUCUAAUCCUUGUCCAAUUGACGGAGGCUGGACUGAAUUCAAUGAGUGGGUGCCGACAAUCUGUUCCGUUUCCUGUGGUGGAGGGGAGCGGUCAUUAUCCAGAUCUAGAACAUGUACGAACCCUUCGCCGCAAUAUGACGGGAAGAAGUGCGAAGGCGCAAACACAGAGCACAAGACGGAAACUUGUAACACUAACCCUUGUCCAAUUGAUGGAAGGUGGUCUGAAUUUGAGGAGUGGGUUCCAACACCCUGUACCGUUUCCUGUGGUGGAGGGGAGCGGUCAUUGUCUAGAUCUAGAACAUGUACGAAUCCUUCGCCGCAAUACAACGGAAAGACUUGUGAAGGGGACAACACAGAGUACAAGACGGAAACCUGUAACUCUUAUCCUUGUCCAAUCGAUGGCGCCUGGUGCGAGUUUAAUGAACUUACCUGGACGCAAUGUUCAGCACACUGCAACCAGACGGGAACACAAACUCGAGUCUGUGAAUGCCCUGCAGCUCAAUAUGGCGGUGCUGCUUGUGCUGGAACCAACAUAAAUACCGAGACAAAAGAUUGCUAUCAGGGAGCAUGCCUUGAACAAGCCUGUGCAGCCACAGAUAAGUCCGGUUCCUCCCUCCCCAGGAACUGUGGGGAGUAUGUGAGGUGUGACACUAACUCUGUUCCCAUAGUGAUGCCCUGUCCUGCUGGACUUCAUUUUGACGAUGACACGGGAGUCUGCGUAGAGGGAGAUUGUGGAGUUGCUGCUGAAGAUGAGGUUGAAUCUCUGUGCAACGUGGACAACAAUGGACAGUUUUUAGCUGAUGAGGUAGACUGUUCGAUUUUCUACCAAUGUUCAAACGGAGAUGCCAUUCAAAUGGCAUGUCCUCCCGGAACCAUAUGGGACUCCACGAUGAACGCCUGUGUCAUUGGAAACUGUGAUGUCAAUGAUGAAGUAGACGAAGUGGUCGAUGACAAAGUUCCUGAAUGCGCGGAUAAAAACACAGGAACGCUGCUACCAGAUCAGAAUGACUGUCACAAGUAUACAUUGUGUGUCAACAACCAAGACCAAUCCAUGAGCUGUGGUCCCUUGGUAUUUGACCCUACGCUGCUGAUAUGUAACUGGGAAAGUGAGGCCAAUCCGUGUACCACUAAGCCAUAAUUCUACUGUCGUAGACAACAAAAGAACGACUUAAAAUCUAGUGAUUAAGAAACAAAAUAAAUAGGUUGCAAAUAUUAUGUUUCGGAUAAAAAUCUGUGAAAAUAGAGACAAGUUUCGUAACGUUAAAUCGGUCAAAAGCUUGGUCAACGGAUAGCUAACGCUUUAAAAGAAAAAAAAGAUAGUUUUGUGCAUGCAUGAAUUUAACUGAAAACAAUUGAAAUUCUAUUAUUACGUCGUGUUUUUCGCGAACGUCUAUAAUAUCAACAUGUUUAAUUCGAGACUGGUAUAUGGUCUUAAUCAACUGGAAAAUGAAAAAUCAGGUAACCGUUUUAUGUUGAUUAACUGUGAUUUGUUUAUAUAUGUUUAUUGUUUCUCUUAGCUUAAUGACUUAUAUAAUAUCUCGAUAUAUAAUGAGAUUCCUUUCUUUAUAUGUAUACUGAAUAUUAUGCGCACAUUUCUGUCAGUAAAGAUUAUAUGUAUUAAAGACAUACACUUCUGCUGAA
Molecule: messenger RNA, 2381 nt
Organism: Pecten maximus
Lineage: Eukaryota; Metazoa; Mollusca; Bivalvia; Pectinida; Pectinidae
Product: coadhesin-like
Exons: 11
Coding region: 1-1878 (625 amino acids)
Cellular component (GO): extracellular region
Molecular function (GO): chitin binding
Source: RefSeq, a predicted model, not a curated record